GUGGCUGAAAUUACCAUGGAAACAUCACUGACCGUAAAUAAUGAAUUACUUGAAUCUUCAUAUGUAGUUCAGGUUCGGUGCAAGAAGCGUCAUGGAUUAGGUCUUUGGAGUGAUUGGAGCUCACCUUUUAACAUGGAUCUGCAAGAUGUCAUGUAUUUCCCUUCCAAACUCCUAGCAAGUGUUGGAACAAACGUUUCCUUUUACUGUAUUUAUAAAACCAAAGACAAAAUAAUCUCAUCGAAGAAGAUAGUGUGGUGGUUGAAUUUAGCAAAAGAAAUCCCAAGUAGUCAGUAUACUUUUGUGAAUGACUACACUAGCAAAGUUACCCUUACCAACUUACCUGCAAUGAAGCCUGGAGGAAAAUUCCUUUUUAACGCUUUAUACUGUUGUAAUGAGAACAAGGAAUGUAAUCAUCGUUAUGCUGAACUAUACAUAAUAGAUGCCAAUAUAAACAUCACAUGUGAAACUUAUGGCAACCUACAAAAAAUGACCUGUUCCUGGUCCAUCAAUCCAGAUCCAAUGCUUUUGGAGAGUACUUUGCUGUUAAGAUAUUACAGGAACGAUAUAUACUGUUCAGAAUCUCCUAGCAUGCAUUCAGAUUCAGAGGUGAAAGAAUGCAGUUUUCAGAGGAAUAAUGUUUAUGAGUGCAUCUUUCAACCAUUUUACCUUCUGUCUGGAUACACUAUGUGGAUAGAAAUUAAGCACUCAUUGGGAACAGUUACAUCAAGGCCAGUAUGUGUCCUUCCAAAAGAAGUAGUGAAGCCAUUCUCUCCCUUCAGUGUCAAAGCUGAAAUCACAGAGGAUACUGGGCAGCUGAAUGUGAGUUGGAAUAACCCCAAACUUCCGAAGAAUGACCUUCAGUUUCAAGUUCGAUAUGCUGCUAGUGGAAAAGACAUUAACUGGAAGAUUCAGGAAGUUUCUGUUGUAUCGGUUACCUCUGUGAGUAUUGCUGUACAGGAUCCCUGUAUAGUUUACAUUGUUCAGAUGCGCUGCAGUAUGACUGAAGGAAUUGGCUAUUGGAGUGAUUGGAGCAGAUCAGCUUAUACAGUUGUUAAGGAUAUUAAAGCUCCUUUGAGAGGACCUGAAUUCUGGAGAGUUAUUAAUGAAGAUCCCAUAACGAGCCAGAAAAAUGUCACUCUGCUUUGGAAGCCAUUGAUGAAGAAUCUUUCUUUAUGCAGUGUUCUAGACUAUGUGGUAGAGCAUAAUACUUCAGAAAACUUUACAUGGUCUGACUAUAUAGAAAAUGACACUACUUAUACUUUUUCCUGGUCAGAAGAUAUACAUUCUGUUAAAAUUCUAGCAAUCAACUCAAUUGGAGCUUCUUCUGUGAAUUUUAUUUUAACUCUAUCACAACAAGUAAGCACAGUAAAUAUUGUGCAGUCUCUGAAUAUCUACCCAAUGAACAGCAGUUGUAUAAUAAUGUCCUGGACACUUUUACCUAUGGAUUAUAUUGUUACAUCCUUUGUAAUUGAAUGGAUCAAUCUAAAUGGAGAAGAACAAAUUAAAUGGAUAACGGUUCCUUCCAAUGUCAGAAGGCAUCAAAUAUUUGAUAACUUCGUUCUCAUUGAGAAAUACAGAUUUAGUUUAUAUCCAGUCAUUAAUGAAGGAGUGACAAAACCUGCAAUAACAGAAGGAUUUUCCAAAGAUGAGAUUGAAAAGCAGCAUGAUGUGAACUUCUAUGUGAUUCUACCCUUAAUGAUUUCAUGCUCAUUUUUGCUGCUUGGAUCACUGUUGAUUUUGCAGCAGAGAAUGAAGAAAUUGUUGUGGGUUGAUGUUCCAAACCCAAAGAAUUGUUCCUGGGCACAAGGAGUUAAUUUCCAAAAGCCUGAAACCUUUGAGCAUCUCUUUCUCAAGCAUCCUGAAGCAUUGUCAUUUGGUCCUCUACUUCUGGAACCAGAAAUAGUAUUGGAAGAUAUCAGUAUUGAUAAAGCAAUGAAAAAUGAAGAUAAACAAGAAUUACUAGCUGUUGACUCACUGUUUGCAACCAUUCAAGACUUUGAGCAUGACUCAGCUUGGUCUAUUGGUCAUUUCAAUAGUGACAGUCUCUCUGUACAUGAUGUUGAAAACAAUGGAAGAAUCUCAGAACAAUGUAAUGUAAAAUAUGCAACUAUUAUAAGUGGCUCCAUGUCAAGUAGGCUUUAUGAGCCUCCAAAGGAUUUAAGCAGUCCUUUUGAUAGAAGUUUUUUGAACCUUAAGUCUUCAGUUCCAGCUUCUUUCUCUAGCAUUUCUUGGGCAGUAGGAAAUCAAGCAUUUCUGAUAUUACCUGAAUAUUUUAAAGACCCUCCUAGAAAAACACUCUCUCUCUCUGUUGUUUCCUCUGAAGUUUUCUCAGAACCUUCAGAACAAGAUAAAACUUUCACUAAAGGUGGCAGUCCAGAGAGAAGUUUGUUCUACUUAGGCAUGGGCCCACCCAAAAGUAAUGAAAAUGAUAUUUUUUUAGCAGAAAAUUCAAAUGUGGCAUCAUGUCACUUUCAUACCAAUACUCUCAUUAAAAACAUGAGGAUUUCUCAAAAUGUAACAUCUGAUCUAAAUCCUUUUAUCUGUGACUGUGAAAGGCCCCUUCAGACCUUUAUACCAUAUAUGCCUCAGUUUCAGACAUUGACAGUUAAAGUACAUGAGACAGCUAGUAGCAAAGCUUAA
Messenger RNA from Python bivittatus (Burmese python), 2640 nucleotides. Lineage: Eukaryota; Metazoa; Chordata; Lepidosauria; Squamata; Pythonidae. The record is from RefSeq and is a predicted model, not a curated record.